CAGAUCCAUUUUCUACGGAGCGGUAACCUCGCGGACAAGAAGGGCAUGCUGCAGGCGAGGCAGCAGGGCGCGCCGCAGCAGCAGGUCGGCGAAGCGCUGUGCGAAGUUGCGAUGCGGAACAGCAGUCUGGCCGAGAAGAAGAAGAUGUUUGACGAGAACGUGAAGAAGCACCACAGCAAGAUGGCCAACAACCCCUUCAGCGGUUCCUUCAAGACGGGUCCGCAGAGGCUGGCCAAGGACGACCCCAACUAUGGAAGGCCGGUGGCGGGCAGCAAGUCGGAGAUGCGAGGCAAGAGGGCGGCGCGCCACAUCAACGCCGAGGUGAUGCUCCUGUGCGACAUGAUCCACCAGGAGGGCCAGCAGCUCGAGGACGGCACUGCAGUCAUCUCCUUCGGCGACCUCUUCCAGAUAUACACUCGUAUCAGCAAUAAGGUCGUCGGAAUGCUGCUUCGGGCCCGGAAAUACGGCCUAGUGGACUUCGAGGGAGAAAUGCUCUUCCAGAGACGUGACGACGACGUGCCCAUCCUGCUGACGAGGUCCAUCGCCUCCAUCCGGGACGAGCUGGGCGAGGACAAGGAGUUCGACGUGGGCGUGUGUCACCAGGUCAAGAAGGAGGCCGGGGACGCCUCGUAGCUUCCGACGCCGUGCCUCGCUCUCCGGCUCUUCGCGUCCCUGUUGUUGUUGUUGUUGUUGUUGUUGUUUUCUCCUCUUCGGUCUUCGGGCUCCUUCGAUUUCUCUGUGUCUGGAUGUAUUUAUUUGGUCCGCUAGUUUAUGAAUUUAUUUAUUUGUUCACUGUUUCUCUGAGCUGCUGUAUGUAAGAUGUUUUUGAGUCUGGACGAAGGAAAGAAAAAAAAAUUAAUUUGGUUCUGGAUGACUCUGAUCUCCUCGUCUGGCCAUGUCUUCCUAAAUCUGUACUUCAUCUUGUGGAUGUAAUUACUAAUUCAAUAACUCGUUUCAGAGUGUGAAACAAAUUACUAUUUAUCUACUUAACUCCUUGACAAAUAUCCCCUAUUUAUUUUUAUACGAUCAACCUAUCUAAAUCACGCCUCUUGCUGGACUAUGUUUUAUAUUGACAAUAAUUGUUGAGAUGUUUUGUAGAUUGUGAUAAAGAAAACGAAAUCACGAGAUAAUAAGAUAAGCCGAAUCAUUCUAGCUAUACAAAGUAGCACCGUUAGGUCCUCUGAAUUCCUUUCAGUGUUUAUUCUAGAUUUUGGUUUUCACUGUAAAGUUACUGCCCAGUAGAAGCCAUAACUUCCACUGAUUUAGGCAUGUCAACUCCACAGGGUUAGUGUCGGACAAUAAUUUUGUUCAUAUGUGAUUUAAUGUAGAUCUAGAAGCCAAAUGUUUUGGAACAAUAAAUUUGAUACUAAACAUU
Messenger RNA from Penaeus vannamei (Pacific white shrimp), 1375 nucleotides. The record is from RefSeq and is a predicted model, not a curated record. NCBI's taxonomy places the organism in Eukaryota, Metazoa, Arthropoda, Malacostraca, Decapoda, Penaeidae.